AUGGAGGAAUCUAUACCCAUGGAGAAUGAAGAAAACAAUCUUCAUGUUGGUCCUGUGCAAUCAUCAACCGGUACAUCACAACCCUCUGGUUCUGCGAAAAGGAGUAAGACAUCUAGUGUCUGGAAUUACUUUAGGUUAGACACAGAUGACAAUGGUGAAGAAAAAGCACACUGUGUGAAAUGCUCAAAAAGUUAUGUGCAUACAGGAACUAGUGGAACAUCAAAUCUGAAACGUCAUCUCAGUAUAUGUAGUGAUGAAAGAAGAGUAGUGCAUAUCGAUGAAAAAAUUGCUAGGAAAAAAUUCAGUCGAGUGAUCAUUAGGCACAAUCUUCCUUUCCUUUGUGUUGAAUAUGAGGACCUUAGGGAUUAUCUUAGUUAUUUGAACCCGGAUUAUAAGUGCUACACUAGAAACACUGCUGCUGCUGAUGUUAUUAAAACUUGGGAGAAGGAAAAACAGAAAUUGAAGGUUGAGUUCGAAAAGAUACCGAGUAGAGUGUGUUUGACUACUGAUUGUUGGAGUGCACUUUCUGGAGAUGGAUAUUUGGUUUUGACUGCUCAUUAUGUUGAUUCCAAGUGGGUGUUAAAUAGCAAGAUUUUGUCAUUCUGUGAUAUCCUUCCUCCUCACACUGGUGAUGCUCUAGCUAGUAGGAUCCAUGAAUGUUUGAAGGAGUGGGGAAUCGAAAGAAAAGUCUUUACUUUGACUGUGGAUAAUGCUACUGCUAAUGAUAGCAUGCAAGAAAUAUUGAAGGAUCGGCUGAAUUUAGAUAAGAAUUUGGUGUGUGAAGGAGAUUAUUUUCAUGUUCGGUGUUGUGCACACAUCUUAAACCUCAUUGUGCAGGAUGGUUUAGAUGUUAUUAGUGAUGCGUUUGCUAAAAUCAGAGACACUGUGAAGUACAUCAAAGCUUCAACAUCUAGAAGGAUUGCACUGGCAGAUUGUGUAAAUAUUGCGGGUGAAGUUGUUCUGUCUCUAGAUGUUCAGAAUAGGUGGAAUUCAACGUAUGUGAUGCUUGAGAAAGCUUUGAAGUAUCAGCGUGCUUUGAACAGGUUCAAAGUAGUUGACAAAAACUAUAGGCAUUGUCCCUCAAGUGAAGAAUGGAAAAGAGCCAAUAUUAUCUUUGAGAUCUUGAAGCCUUUCUAUAGUAUAACGACUUUGAUGUCAGGGAGAAGUUAUUCUACUUCCAACUUAUAUUUUGCUCAUAUUUGGAAGAUCCAGUGUGUGUUGGAAGUGAAUAGAGGCCAUGAAGAUACUGUGAUCAGAAUGAUGAUUUCUAGGAUGAGAGAAAAGUUUGAUAAGUACUGGGAAGAGUAUAGCGUUCUUCUGGCAAUGGGAGCUGUUUUUGAUCCAAGGAUGAAACUGAAACUUUUGAAGAAAUGUUAUGAUGAGCUUGAUCCAUUCACAUCUCAGGAGAAGAUAGAUCAUUUGGAGAGUAAGCUUAAUGAGAUCUUUGAAGAAUAUAAGAAAAAGUAUCAUUUGACUCCAGUUGUUCGUACAAGUUUCAACUCUCGUGUUUCUGGACAAGGAAGAGAAAGUUAUGGUGUCUUAGAUGAUUUGUUCGAGUUAGAUGAUAUGCAAGACGUUAUGGAUGAAGGAAAAUCGUUAUUGGAUGUGUACUUAGAUGAGCCAAAAUUAGAUAUGAGAAGUCGUCGGUUUGGGGCGUUAACAUACAUGGCAAUGGACGUCCUCAGUGUUCCUAUUACCAUGGUAGCUUCUGAAUCUUCUUUUAGUAUUGGGGCUCAUGUCAUAAACAAAUAUCGGACUCGGCUUCUACCGAGCAAUGUACAAGCGUUGUUGUCUACUCGCUCUUGGUUGUAUGGCUACGUUAUUGAUGAUGAAGAUGAUAAUGAUCAAGGGGAAAUGGUUACGAUUCGAGCAGCAACACCAACUUCAAUGGAACAGCAGAUUUAA
Messenger RNA from Microthlaspi erraticum, 1905 nucleotides. The record is from the annotation of a GenBank genome assembly. NCBI's taxonomy places the organism in Eukaryota, Viridiplantae, Streptophyta, Magnoliopsida, Brassicales, Brassicaceae.